UUGUGCUCUUCAAGCCCACUUUACAGCCCAACUCCGAACCGAGCAGAAACAGAGCAGAGUACGGGUCUCCUGCGCCUGGCGUCGCUUGAACUCCUUAUAGUGAUCGUAACUUUUUUUUCCCCCUUCCCGAGGACUUCUUUGCCUCACUGUGCGCAAAGUAUUACGAGUCGCAACAGAUCUGGUUCUGCGACGGUAUGGCGAUGAGACUUACAUGGACGAAGUUGGAAAACUUUUGCUGACUUUAAAGUGGAGUUUUGUCGCCUCUCUUAAAGGCAUUGUGGAUUAUUGAAACACAGCAGAACUAACUGCGGAGUGACCUUUGGCGUCUGUUUAUUGGGGGACCUUCAACGUGGUAGAGUUGUGCCGAGGCCUUAACCGUGAAGCCUUUCGCCGCCGAGAUGGGGAGCAAAGCCCUGCCCGCUCCGAUCCCUCUCCACCCGUCUCUCCAGCUCACCAACUACUCCUUCCUGCAUGCGGUCAACGCCUUCCCGGCCGCGGUCGACCAGCUCCAGGGACUGUACGGCCUUAGCGCGGUGCAGACCAUGCACAUGAACCACUGGACACUAGGCUAUCCGCACAUGCAGGGACUGAGGUCGACUAUCACAGAGAUGGCUGCCGCUCAGGGCUUAAUGGAUCCCCGGCUUACCUUCACGGGGCUACCGUUCGCCGCACACCUCUUCCACCCCAAACAAGGCAUUACUCACUUUAUCCCCGGGCUGCACAAGGACCGACCACCGCGCUUUGACUUUGCCAACCUGGCGAUAGCUGCCACCCAGGAGGACCCGCCGAAGGCUGGGGAUCUUUCAAAGUUGACAGCGGGGCUCGGAAGCGCGAUAUCUGAGUUCAACAAACUGUCGCCUGAUAGAAAACCCACCCGGGGAAGGCUUCCGUCAAAAACGAAAAAGGAAUUUAUUUGCAAGUUCUGUGGCAGGCAUUUCACCAAGUCAUACAAUCUUCUGAUCCACGAGAGGACUCACACAGACGAGCGUCCUUAUACCUGUGACAUCUGCCACAAGGCUUUCCGAAGACAAGACCACCUGAGAGACCACAGAUACAUCCACUCCAAGGAAAAGCCCUUCAAAUGUCAAGAAUGUGGGAAAGGAUUUUGUCAGUCUCGAACUUUAGCCGUUCAUAAAACAUUACAUAUGCAGGAAUCUCCACACAAAUGCCCCACAUGCGGAAGAACCUUUAAUCAAAGAAGUAACCUGAAAACUCACCUUCUCACCCAUACAGACAUCAAGCCCUACAGCUGUGACCGCUGCGGAAAGGUGUUUCGGCGCAACUGUGACUUGCGACGGCACAGUUUGACGCACACUCCUCAUCAGGACUACUAGCCAAUCUGAGAAGGCUGAUGAACAGCCAAUACAAACAAACAAACAGACAAACAAACAAACCAAACGGACGUUAUUAACAGAGGAGACAACAACAUCGACGAACGUUUUCAUUUUCUUCCAUUGAAAGAAUAUAACAAACUGAACCGUGGACAAGCAAUGUUACAACGGAGUGAUGAGCAGUACAGCGCGUCAAGUGAAAGCCAAGGAGCCCAGACAGAGACAGACCGCUCUUCCUGCCUCUUCUACCUGUAGAGACAGACCGCUCUUCCUGCCUCUUCUACCUGUAGAGACAGACCGCUCUUCCUGCCUCUUCUACCUGUAGAGACAGACCGCUCUUCCUGCCUCUUCUACCUGUAGAGACAGACCGCUCUUCCUGCCUCUUCUACCUGUAGAGACAGACCGCUCUUCCUGCCUCUUCUACCUGUAGAGACAGACCGCUCUUCCUGCCUCUUCUACCUGUAAAUAUCAAGACUUUUGGAGCCCAUGUAAAUCAUGUAUUUUUUUGUAUUUUGUUGUUGUUGUUGUCCUUGAAUUAAAACGUUGUUUAAAAAACAACAACAACCCUAAUGUUUAAAGUAUGUUAAAUUGUAUUUUAGAAAUAAAGCAAGUUAAAUAUUCA
Messenger RNA from Oncorhynchus kisutch (coho salmon), 1953 nucleotides. RefSeq names its product odd-skipped related transciption factor 2 (gene osr2). Gene Ontology annotation, cellular component: nucleus. Gene Ontology annotation, molecular function: RNA polymerase II transcription regulatory region sequence-specific DNA binding; DNA-binding transcription factor activity, RNA polymerase II-specific. The record is from RefSeq and is a predicted model, not a curated record. Gene Ontology annotation, biological process: regulation of transcription by RNA polymerase II; embryo development; urogenital system development. Bases 399 to 1334 code for a protein of 311 amino acids. The transcript has 4 exons. NCBI's taxonomy places the organism in Eukaryota, Metazoa, Chordata, Actinopteri, Salmoniformes, Salmonidae.